UCCUUGCGACGCGCUGCCCAGGUGUUCGGUGUGUUGCAGAGAUAUCCGGACCGUUUCCGAGCUUUAUCAGUGGAUCAGCACGACAUGGCCUAACGUGAUAUUCUUUGUCCAUGAACCUGGCUGUCACUCGGACGUCUGAGAUGCCGUCUUUCAUCACAAACUCCCUCAUCUCUCGGAGAAUGAAGCGGGAACACUGUUAAAAUGAAGACUGACACGGGGGUGAUAAUUUGAGGCGUUUGUGUUUAUAACUCGAGAGGGAGAAGCUAGCAGGUAGGUAGCUCGGAUAUCGAUUUGUGCGACCAUGGCUGGACUCAUCAAGAAGCAGAUCCUGAAGCAUCUCUCCAGGUUUGCUAAGAACCUGUCCCCGGACAAGAUCAACCUGAGCACGCUGAAGGGGGAGGGCCAGCUGACCAACCUGGAGCUGGAUGAGGAGGUUCUGCAGAGCCUGCUGGACCUGCCCACCUGGCUCGCCAUCAACCGCGUCGAAUGCAACAAGGCCGCCAUCAGGAUACCAUGGACAAAGUUGAAGACUCACCCAAUCUCUUUGACGUUGGAUAAAGUGGUGAUGGAGAUGAGCACCUGCGACGAGCCCCGUCCUCCUAAUGGCCCGUCUCCCAUAGCAACAGCAUCAGGACAAAGUGAAUAUGGCUUUGCUGAAAAGGUGGUAGAGGGCAUAUCGCUGUCCAUCAACUCCAUCGUCAUCAGGAUCAGUGCCAAGGCCUUCAACGCUUCCUUCGAGCUCUCGCAGCUGCAGGUCUACAGCGUCAACACUAGCUGGAGCAUCAGCGACCUGCGCUUCACCCGCAUCCAGGACCCUCAGAGGGGGGAGCUCCUGACGUUUAAAGAGAUCAGCUGGCAGAUGAUCCGCAUCGAGGCGGACGCCAUCCAGAGCACCGAGCACGAGAUGCUGAGCGCCCCCAUCCGCCUCAUCACCAACCAGUCCAAGAUCAGAGUCACUCUCAAGAGACGGAUUAAGGACUGUAACGUGGUGGCCUCCAAGCUGCUCCUCAUCCUGGACGACCUGCUCUGGGUGCUCACCGACUCCCAGCUCAAAGCCAUGGUGCAGUACGCCAAGUCUCUGAGCGAGGCCAUGGAGAAGUCAGCGCAGCAGAGGAAGAGCAUGGCCACCGAAGAGCAGGUGUCCUCAGCCCCCCCCUCAGCCCAGCAGGUGCGCACCCAGCAGGUGUCCUCAGCAGCGGACCAGAGUGCCACCAUGGCCAAGCUGUUCAGCGCUUACGACGUGUGCGAGACAUCCCACCACCUGCAGAUCACUCACCUCGACCUGCACAUCUGCGACGACAUCCACGCUAAGGACAAAGUGAGCACUAAGAGAAUAUCAGGUGGAGCCAUGCAGCUUUCCUUCAGCUCCAUCACUCUGGACUACUACCCUUUCCACAGAGCAGGUGACACCUGUGUCCACUGGAUGCACUACAGCGAGGCUACAAAAACCAGAGAGGGUUGGGCACGCAGUCUGCUUGAUGAGUUCAAGUCCAACGUGGAAAUGUUAAAGACCACCGUUCGAGAUCAGCAGGGCCCGGCCCCUGCACACAGUUCCCCACAGCACGGUAAGAUAAGCACCUCUUCCAGCGCUUCCUUCAGUCCUCCUCUCCCUCAAAGCCCCAAGACCCAGCUCAUGUCCAGCUCCGUUGUUCUCAGGAUGGCUGACUUCAGCAUAUACCAGGUAUCAACAGCAGACCAGCGCCGCUCCAGCCCCAAGACCAUGAUCUCCUGCAAUAAGAAGUCCCUGUACCUUCCCCCGGAGAUGCCAGCCAUCCAUGUGGAGUUCACGGAGUACUACUUUCCUGACGGAAAAGACUAUCCGAUCCCGUGUCCUAACCUGUACGCCCAGCUGAACGCCCUGCAGCUGGUUCUGGAUCCCCGCAGCCUGGUGUGGAUCAACCUGUUCACCCUCGACCUCAGGCAGAGUCUGGAGCAGUUCAUGGAGAUCUACAAGCUCAGCGACUCGCAGAAACCCGAAGAGCAUGUGGAUAUCAAGGUGGACGGCCUCAUGCUGAAGCUGGUGAUCCCCACAGAUCGAGACACUUCCUGUCCCGCCGAUCUGCCUCGCUCCAUCUCAGUGCAGACGUCCGAAAUGGUGGCCACCAACACCCGGCACCCGGCGAACUGCACCCGCUCCCACCUGGAGGCCCUGCUGCAGGCGUUUGAAGAGGAGCCCUUUUUCUCACCCUCUUUCUCCUCAUUCCCUCGCACCUCCUCCUCCUCACCCAUCCUCCAUCCGGUCUUUCAGCGCCACGCUCACGAACAAGACACCAGGCUCCACGACAUCUACCGGGGCCUGGUGGUGCCCACGCUGGGCACGGACGCCCUCAAGAUGCCGGCCGCUGCUGACUUUUGGGCACUGCACUUUGCACAGUUCUGGGUGGACUACGAAGGCACCCGGGGAGGGAAGGGGCGGCCGCAACCCUUUGUGGACUCCUUCCCCCUGACCGUGUGGGCGACUCAGCCCGCCAAGAUCGUCCAGCACCAGGAGAGACUCAGAGGGGGGUUGUCCCGGAGCACAUCUGGAGAGGCCGUGGCUCGUCUGCAGAGGAAACGAAUGUUAAAGGACUAUUACAGUACUGACGGUGCUCAGGCACAGAGCGCAACACCGCCUCCCAGUAACGGACUCCAUAAACCCCUCUCAUUGGACAGUCUGCCUUCCUCCUCCUCCUCUCUGUCUUCACCAUGUAAAGAUCCAGAUGUGCAGAUAUUGGUGCACGUGCAGAAGCAUUUAAGUGCUCAGGUGAGCCACCGGCAGUAUGUGUUCCUGAUGCAUCUCCAGCGCAGCAUCAAAGCCCUACAGCAGACUCUGCAGCAGGAUCUGGAGGCCAUGGGCUCCAAGAAGGACCGCAAGGACCCCUCUCAGAAUCCCGCAGACCACCAGCCCUUCACCGUCUGCCUGGGCCUCCUGCUCAAAGGUGCCGAGGUGUCCCUGCUCCUGAAGCCCGUCCCCCAGCCUGAGGGCUCACGCUCUCCGCUGGGGUCGGAGCUCUCCCCGUCAGAGAGCAGAGGAACUCUGGAGCCCGGAGGCGACGCAGGAGAGGGGCUGGAGAAGGGGAGUGAAGGAGCCGGAUCUGAAGGGGGAGCAGCCAGAGGGGCCUGCACUGUCGACCAGCUGUUAUGUGGUGAGGGCUCCGAGGGUCCCGCCCCCCUGGUUCCCAACACAACAUCACGUCUGGACUCGGAUCACAAAGCCUUACAGGAGGACAGGACUUCAGCUAAGAACUCUGGGAGGAGGAGUUCAGAUGAGGGGGGAGAGGCGGGAGCAGACGGUUCGGUAGGAAAUGAGGAUUUGGGACUGGACUCUAAAGCUCAGAUGGGGGACCCCCUGUCCGACUGGAGCGACAAAGACAAGGCCGGCAAGAUGCCUCAGUCUGUAUCCAGGAAAGGAAGUUUGUCUGUGGUUUCUGAUCUCCUCAGCUCCUCAAACUCCAGCAGAUCCACCUCCCUUUAUUCCAUGUCCAACAUUGGUCGUUUGAUGCGGGACCGCUCCCAGUCCAGUUUCUCCGUGUCCUAUAAGAACAUGAAGAAGAGCCCGUCCCUGCAGUCGCUGGACAACAUCUCCAUAGACAGCUACCUGAUGGAAGAUGGAGACACGUACAGUCUGCUGGAGAGAGAUGACGUGUCCAUGUCCGGCUUCAAGGAUGCUAUUAGCGAGCAGAGUGCCACUGAGAGCGCCACCGAGGCCACCAUUGGUCAAGAGCAGGAGGGGGGCGUGUCCCCCGACACCGUCAGCGCCACCUCCCAGAGCAUCGACGACCCCACCAAAGAUACAGUAUCGGUGCUGGUGCUGAAGGUGCAGUCGGUGUGUGUGAGCAUGGAGGCAUUUGGAGAGAGCACGACUGUGGCUCUCGAGGUGGGCCGGGUCACCCCCAGCCAGCUGGGCAACGUCAGCCUGAGACAGUACCUCAGCAACCGCAGCCUGGGUAUGGUGUGUUCAGUACCAAUACCUGCUCAGAGCAGCCAAGGUGGUGAGAUCCGCUCUGCGGCCCCCGGGGCCCUCCACAGUCCAGAGGUGCGGGCUCGCCUGGAGAGCGGCCCCUGUGCCGCCGCUCACUCCGUGCUGGCCGAGCGCAACGGCUUCCUGCAGCUGCAUCUCCAAGGAUACCAGGCUAACUUCCUGAUGUCCACGCUGCGUAACAUGGCCAACUUCCUGGAGGAUGACUCGGCCCCGCAGGUGCUGCCCAUGGAGAUCAGCGUCAGGGACACACACGUCAACCUGAAGGACGACGGCCCCCGGGACAAUCCCUCUGAGUUGGAGCCCUCGCCGAUCACGCUGCACGUGGACAGCCUCAUCAUACACCGGAGGGACGACGGCUCCUUCUCUAUAGGAGUGGACACAGCAGCGGAGACCGAGCCCAGGAAAGAGGUGUUGUUGAGUGACGGCGCUCUGACUCCGGUUCCUGAGGUUGUGGGUGUUUUCUGUGGUGUACCAAAGGCUACACAGACCCAAGCCCUACCCAGCAGCCCCCUGCUGUCUAACAGGGAAAAGGUGCUGAUGGAGGAAAACGAAUGUUUAAAGGUGGAGCUGUCCCGAGCCAAGAUGGCGCUGGCCGAGGCUCAGAUGGAGAAGGACUCGCUGCUGCACCGCAUGAAGAACCUGAAAGUGAACAGCAGCUAGACCCGCCUCUCUCUUGUUUCCUGGCCCUCUGCUCUGUGCGAUGCAGACUGACACUGAUGGGCAUCAUGUAAAAUGAAAGGCAACAUCAACAAGCAAAUAAAACGACUAAAACGUGCUUUCUUUGCUGAGAGAGCCAUCAUGUGACUUGUGACUUCAGAAUAAUUCCCUCAUAAAGCAAUGCAGAGUCUGUGAAGACUCAAAAAUCUACGUUUUUACGUCCUCCGCUUUACACUGCGGAGGCUUUGACAGAGUUUAAAAUUGACUCUGUUGAGGUGUGUGAGUGUGAGAGAAAGAGGAUAAGAAUCUAUAUCCGUGGCUGUGCGUACAGAAAUCGUUCACACACUAUUCCUGUUGUGCAUGUGAAACAGAGGAAUCACAGCUGACCUUAGACGAGCUCCAUUCAAUCGUGUACAUAUGAAGGAACACUGAAUGUCGUACCUUCAGAGGAAUGUCUAAAAAGAAACGACUUAUUUUGCACUGCACAUAAAUAAUAAUUUAGUGCUUUCAUAUUCAGAACGGACGGGACAAAUCAUGCUCUCUCUCGCCCUCCGAGUGUGUACAGUGUAAAUUGUAUAAGAAUGUGAACACAUGACUAUUUUCUUCAGAUCCUCCAAUGGUUAUGCAGUGUUUCUUUUUGAAUGUGUGUGUGUGUGUUUGUGUCGGCCAGAAACAAGCAUUUCAUUACAAAUAGAGGAUACAUUUAUAUCUGUCAGUUCCACAGCUUUGUCAGCAAAAUGACCCACAGUAAAGUCUGUAACCCCCCCAUCAUAUUUUUCUAUUUGUAAAUAGCUACUUAACAUGUGCAGCACUUUUAAAACAGAGGCACUGUAAAUACAACCACAACUGUGACAGAACAAAAGUGGAGAAAUGGGAACUAAUGUGUGCUCCCUGUUUAAAAUAAAUGAUAAUAGAGGAAGGAAAACAGGAAAAGGCACAUUAAAGCUGCCUGAUUAAAUAUAUUAAGUGUGUGUCUUUAUGUAGAUUUCUUAUCUGCCUUGUGUCAUUUUUUCAUGGAUGCUGGUGUUCCAUGCGUCAUCCCUUUGUGACGACUGCAGGGGAAACUCCUGAGUAGAUGUUAAAAAUGACAACACAAAGGACUAAAAAAAGGACAGUUUUGAGUUUUACAAACUUUGCUUUCAUGUAGUUUCAGUAAAUCUUCCAAAUCUCAGUAUGCAACAAUCAUAACCCCAACUUUAGCUUGGCCCAGUUCAUUUCAAUUUCUAUCUUUCCAAAAAUAAUUCUGGAUCCUGUAAAGACUAGUUCUCUGCACAAACAUGAUGUCAAGACUUGAAAGUGUCAGAGGUAGGAUUUUAACACGAUUGUAUGUGAAUAGAUUUGUUUGAAGGAAAUGAUUUUCUUUCAUUUCUAUGCUCUUCCCCUGCUCCCCUAUCUUUGAGAAACCCCCCCUCUGAACCCCCGUGAAGGAAAGAAAAAGACACACAAGUAAUAAGUUGUAUUUUGUCUGUCAAAGCUGCUGAAAUACUGCUGAAAAUAAAAGGGUAUCCAAUUUCA
Messenger RNA from Eleginops maclovinus (Patagonian blennie), 6133 nucleotides. It is a transcript of the gene bltp3b, whose product is annotated as bridge-like lipid transfer protein family member 3B. The transcript has 24 exons. Bases 302 to 4621 code for a protein of 1439 amino acids. The record is from RefSeq and is a predicted model, not a curated record. NCBI's taxonomy places the organism in Eukaryota, Metazoa, Chordata, Actinopteri, Perciformes, Eleginopidae.